Messenger RNA from Varanus komodoensis (Komodo dragon), 987 nucleotides. RefSeq names its product TATA-box binding protein associated factor 11 (gene TAF11). The transcript has 5 exons. The coding region runs from base 12 to 629 and encodes 205 amino acids. Gene Ontology annotation, biological process: transcription initiation at RNA polymerase II promoter; RNA polymerase II preinitiation complex assembly. Gene Ontology annotation, cellular component: nucleus; transcription factor TFIID complex. The record is from RefSeq and is a predicted model, not a curated record. Lineage: Eukaryota; Metazoa; Chordata; Lepidosauria; Squamata; Varanidae. Gene Ontology annotation, molecular function: transcription coactivator activity; protein heterodimerization activity.
AGCAGUACGAUAUGGCAGAAGCAGAGGGAUCUCGCCGGGAAGAGACUGUUCUUGCGCUUGCAGUUUCGUCUUCGGCCGAAGAGCCUUCUGUCCUUGCUGCGGAAGAAGCCGAGCGGCUGGAGAAGGACGCAGGCGAGGUGAAGGAGGAGGGGCUGCCUGUAGAGAAUAAAAGCAAGGACACUUCAGAUUUGGUUCUAGGAGAAACGGAGGAGUCUAUAUCACAGUCUGGUACAGCCAAGAAAAUAAAAAUAGAAAUAAAGGAGAAGAAAGAAAAGAAACAUAAAGUAGAUGAAGAUGAAAUUCAAAAAAUGCAAAUCCUAGUUUCAUCUUUUUCUGAAGAACAGCUAAAUCGCUAUGAAAUGUAUCGGCGGUCAGCUUUUCCUAAGGCUGCCAUUAAACGGCUGAUCCAGUCAAUUACUGGAACUUCUGUCUCUCAGAAUGUUGUUAUUGCCAUGUCAGGAAUUUCCAAAGUAUUUGUUGGAGAAGUAGUAGAAGAAGCACUUGAUGUAUGUGAGAAGUGGGGAGAAUCACCACCUCUACAGCCCAAACACAUGCGUGAGGCAGUCAGACGACUGAAGUCAAGAGGACAAAUCCCCAAUUCAAAAUACAAAAAAAUUCUCUUCCACUGAAGCACAGCUAUCAAGUUGGAGAUUUUGCAGCUUCAAUUAUGUGAAUAGGACUUUUGCUUCUAGACUGUUUAAAGUCAUCUGAUAAUGCACCAUAUUGCACAAUAUUGAAGACAUCUCCAAUAAAAAUAAACUGAUUCUGAAAUCCUGAGUAACUGAAAACAGAAUCUAGAGGAUAAGUUAUUUGAACUCAGUAAAUGAGCAUUUUCUUAAUGCAGAGAAAUAAGCUUGAUGAAACUGCUAUAAGAUUUGAGUUUUUAUAAGAGAACAAAGACACCUAAAACAGACAUUUGUUAUUGCUUACAGUGCAGUAAGAAUGAAAAUAACUUUCAUCCCAAAUAAAGGAAUUACAUUUAACUAA